UCGGGGGCUGCUCCGGGCCGCGCUCAUGUCACAGGCGUCUUUGCGUCCGGCCUGAGGGCUGCAGGAGUGCGGGCGCGGCCGGGCGGGCCGGGACCAGAAAUUGCCUUCAACCCUGUUUGGUGCAUCUUUGGCAGAAAGUGAGAAGGAAAACACCCUGAUUGUUCUUUGGCAUGGACACAAGUUCAGUGGGAGCAUUAGAACUGACUGAGCAGACUCCUGUUUUAUUGGGAAGUACGGCCAUGGCAACUGGUCUCACAAAUGUAGGAAAUUCAUUUAGUGGUCCACCCAAUCCUUUAGUGUCUAGAUCUAAUAAAUUUCAAAACUCAUCAGUGGAAGACGAUGAUGAUGUUGUUUUUAUUGAACCUGUACAACCUCCCCCACCUUCUGCACCAGUGGUAACUGAUCAAAGAAACAUAACAUUUACUUCAUCAAAAAAUGAAGAAUUACAAGGAAAUGAUUCCAAAAUUAUUUCUUCCUCAAAAGAGUUGGCUUCUCAGAAGGGAAGUGUAAGUGAGACAAUUGUCAUCGAUGACGAAGAGGACAUGGAAACAAAUCAAGGGCAAGAAAAAAAUUCCUCCAAUUUUAUAGAACGGAGACCUUCUGAGACUAAAAAUAGAACCAAUGAUGUGGAUUUCUCUACUUCCAGUUUUUCAAGAAGUAAGACCAAGACUGGAGUAGGACCUUUUAAUCCUGGUAGAAUGAAUGUGGCAGGAGAUGUAUUUCAGAAUGGAGAAUCUGCAACUCAUCAUAAUCCUGAUUCUUGGAUCUCCCAGUCAGCAUCAUUUCCCCGUAAUCAGAAACAACCAGGGGUGGAUUCUUUAUCACCAGUGGCCUCACUUCCUAAACAGAUUUUUCAGCCUUCUGCCCAGCAGCAACCCACUAAACCAGUUAAAGUUACUUGUGCAAACUGCAAAAAACCUUUACAGAAGGGACAGACAGCUUAUCAACGAAAAGGAUCAGCUCAUCUCUUUUGUUCUACUACCUGCCUUUCUUCCUUCUCCCACAAGCCUGCUCCAAAGAAACUCUGUGUUAUGUGUAAAAAAGAUAUAACUACGAUGAAAGGAACCAUUGUUGCUCAAGUAGAUUCAAGUGAGUCCUUCCAGGAAUUCUGUAGUACAUCUUGUUUGUCUCUUUAUGAAGACAAACAGAAUCCUACUAAAGGAACUCUAAAUAAAUCAAGAUGUACAAUCUGUGGUAAACUAACAGAGAUUCGCCAUGAAGUUAGCUUUAAAAAUAUGACUCAUAAACUGUGCAGUGACCACUGCUUUAAUAGAUACAGAAUGGCCAAUGGUCUAAUAAUGAAUUGCUGUGAACAGUGUGGAGAAUAUUUGCCCAGUAAAGGUGCUGGAAAUAAUGUUCUGGUGAUUGAUGGUCAGCAGAAAAGAUUUUGCUGUCAAAGUUGUGUCAGUGAAUACAAACAGGUAGGUAGCCAUCCAAGCUUCCUGAAGGAGGUUCGUGAUCACAUGCAGGAUUCUUUCUUAAUGCAGCCUGAGAAAUAUGGAAAACUGACAACUUGUACUGGAUGCCGAACUCAGUGCAGGUUUUUUGAUAUGACUCAGUGUAUAGGUCCUAAUGGAUAUAUGGAACCAUAUUGUUCAACCGAUUGCAUGAAUAGUCACAAGACAAAAUAUGCAAAAUCACAAAGUUUGGGAAUUAUUUGCCAUUUUUGUAAGCGAAACUCUUUACCUCAAUACCAAGCCACAAUGCCUGAUGGAAAACUGUGUAACUUUUGCAAUUCCAGUUGUGUGGCUAAGUUUCAGGCUCUAAGCAUGCAGUCAUCUCCAAAUGGCCAAUUUGUAGCACCAAGUGAUAUUCAGUUGAAAUGCAACUACUGUAAAAAUUCCUUUUGUUCAAAACCAGAAAUCCUGGAAUGGGAGAACAAAGUGCAUCAGUUCUGCAGCAAAACUUGUUCAGAUGACUAUAAGAAGUUGCAUUGCAUAGUUACAUAUUGCGAAUACUGUCAAGAGGAGAAGACUCUUCAUGAAACAGUAAAUUUCUCUGGCGUUAAGAGACCUUUCUGUAGUGAAGGCUGCAAACUAUUAUACAAACAGGAUUUUGCAAGGUGUUUAGGAUUAAGGUGUGUUACCUGCAACUAUUGUUCUCAGCUGUGUAAGAAGGGAGCAACUAAAGAACUUGAUGGUGUUGUGAGAGAUUUCUGCAGUGAAGACUGCUGUAAAAAAUUUCAGGAUUGGAACUAUAAGGCUGCAAGGUGUGACUGUUGUAAAUCUCAAGGAACUCUUAAAGAGCGAGUGCAGUGGCGUGGGGAAAUGAAACACUUUUGUGAUCAACACUGCUUGUUACGUUUUUAUUGUCAACAAAAUGAGCCCAACAUGACAACUCAGAAAGGACCUGAAAAUUUACAUUAUGAUCAGGGCUGUCAGACAUCCAGAACCAAAAUGACAGGUUCAGCACCACCCCCUUCUCCAACACCAAACAAAGAGAUGAAGAACAAAGCAGUUCUUUGCAAACCUCUAACAAUGACAAAAGCUACUUACUGUAAGCCUCACAUGCAGACCAAAUCUUGUCAGACAGAUGAUAAUUGGAAGACAGAAUAUGUUCCAGUGCCUAUUCCCGUGCCUGUGUAUAUCCCAGUACCUAUGCACAUGUACAGCCAGAAUAUUCCUGUUCCUACUACAGUUCCUGUUCCUGUGCCCGUUCCUGUUUUUCUGCCUGCUCCAUUGGAUAGCACUGAGAAAAUUCCGGCUGCAGUUGAGGAGCUAAAAAGCAAAGUUUCUUCAGAUCCUCUUGAUACAGAGUUGCUUACAAUGACAGAUAUGAUGAAUGAAGAUGAGGAGAAAACAGAUACAUCCAACAUCAAUAGUGUAAUUAUCGAAAGUGAUAUAAUUGGUUCAGAUCUCAUUAAAAGCUCUGACUCAGAGACACAGUCCAACAUGCCUGAUGUACCGUAUGAACCAGAUUUGGAUAUUGAGAUAGAUUUUCCCAGAGCUGCUGAGGAGCUUGAUAUGGAAAAUGAGUUUUUAUUACCACCUGUUUUUGGAGAAGAACAUGAGGAACAGCCCAGACCUCGAUCUAAAAAAAAGGGAGCCAAGAGAAAAGCUGUAUCAGGAUACCAGUCUCAUGACGAUAGUUCUGAUAAUUCAGAAUGCAGCUUUCCUUUCAAAUACACAUAUGGUGUGAAUGCUUGGAAACACUGGGUCAAAACUAGGCAACUUGAUGAAGAUCUUCUAGUAUUAGAUGAGCUGAAAUCUUCUAAAUCAGUAAAAUUAAAAGAAGAUCUACUGUCUCAUACUACAGCUGAGCUUAACUAUGGGUUAGCUCAUUUUGUCAAUGAGAUCCGACGACCAAAUGGAGAGAAUUAUGCACCUGACAGCAUCUAUUAUCUCUGCCUUGGAAUACAGGAGUACUUGUGUGGUAGUAAUCGAAAGGACAACAUAUUUAUUGAUCCAGGAUACCAGAUGUUUGAGCAAGAAUUGAAUAAAAUACUACGAAGUUGGCAACCAAGUAUACUUCCAGAUGGGUCAAUAUUCUCUCGAGUUGAAGAAGACUAUCUCUGGAGGAUAAAACAACUAGGAUCACACUCUCCAGUAGCUCUUUUGAAUACCCUGUUCUACUUUAACACUAAGUAUUUUGGCCUCAAAACAGUGGAACAACACUUAAGACUUUCCUUUGGCACUGUGUUUAGGCAUUGGAAAAAAAAUCCUUUAACAAUGGAAAACAAAGCAUGUCUUCGAUACCAAGUAUCUUCUUUAUGUGGAACAGAUAAUGAAGAUAAAAUUACUACUGGAAAAAGAAAACAUGAAGAUGAUGAGCCAGUGUUUGAGCAAAUUGAAAACACAUCCAAUCCUUCUAGAUGUCCUGUGAAAAUGUUUGAAUGCUACUUGUCUAAAAGUCCACAGAAUCUUAAUCAGAGAAUGGAUGUUUUUUAUUUGCAACCAGAAUGCUCUAGUUCAACAGAUAGCCCUGUCUGGUAUACAUCUACUUCACUGGACCGAAACACCUUGGAAAAUAUGCUUGUACGGGUUCUUCUAGUAAAAGAUAUUUAUGAUAAAGACAAUUAUGAACUGGAUGAAGACACAGACUAAAAAGGAAUGUUUCAGAAGCAAUCGGGAUAAAACAGCAUUAGAUAGUCAUGCUGCUAGAUCUUCAUUAUGGAAAACAUUUCAAGUUUACUCCUGUUUUGAGUUUUGUAGCAGUGUACCCACACUGGGUAUUACCAUGUAAAUAAUCUGUGAGUGAAAGUUGCCAUUAUUCUAUGUAGUGGUUUUAGAAUACUUAACAAAUACAUUCAAAUCCUUUUUUUUAUUAUUUAUUUGAUUAGGUAUGUUUGUAACUUUUUACAUUACAAAAUACGAAUGAGAAUGUGCCAUGUAUAAUUUUUUUCUUGUAGUAAGAAACAUCCAUAUUGCACAACUCUACUGUUGCAAAGCUUCCUCAACAAGGGGCGCUUUUACUGGGUUCUUGACCAGAUGGUUGUGUAUGGGUAGCACUACUAAAAGUUUAGAACUUGCAGUGUCUUUCAGGAUUUUUAAAAUAAACUGUAAACUAAUAGGCUGGGUUUUUGUUUUGUUUUGGGGGGUUUUUGUUUGUUUGUUUUUAUGUUUUAGUUACUGAAGCCUUACAAGUUAUGUAGAGAGAUACCAUCUUCUGUACCAAAAAUAGACAAGAGAAUGCUGUCAAUAUUGGUGUACUGUAAUGUGAAUCUAUACUGGUGAAAACAACUUUUUG
Molecule: messenger RNA, 4686 nt
Organism: Marmota monax (woodchuck)
Lineage: Eukaryota; Metazoa; Chordata; Mammalia; Rodentia; Sciuridae
Product: zinc finger MYM-type protein 2
Exons: 2
Coding region: 171-4043 (1290 amino acids)
Molecular function (GO): zinc ion binding
Source: RefSeq, a predicted model, not a curated record